UUAUUAUAUUCGUAAAAAUGUCGAGAAAAGUACUAAUAGUGAUAUCUACGUUUUUCGUUUGUUUAAAAUGUAGUGACAUUUCUGUUAAAGUCUUCAAAAACGGAGACGUAGUUAAUUUAAAUAUUAACUCAAUUUCUGAGUUAAAGCAAAAUGUAGUCCACAGAGGUGAACUAGACGACAUUGAAAUUGAGGACCAAAAUGUUCCAGUAGUACCAAACAAUUUGCUGAAUGGAAUCACUGCCACGGAACUUCACAUUAUUAGAUCCCAAGUAAGAGAUGUUGAACCUGGUGCAUUCGAUGGAGCUUCUAUGGUUAACCUAAUGUUGUAUGAAAACCAAAUUGCAAGAAUAAGAAAAGGUAUAUUUAACAAAAACUCAUUUAAUAUACUUGCUUUGCAGAAUAACGUUAUAUCUAAUAUAGAAGAUGAAGCCUUUGACGGUACAACCAUCGCGAUACUGGACUUUGGUUUUAACAAGAUGGAAAAAUUGACUUCAAAAAUGUUCGCUGGUUCAAAUAUUACAAAUCUUAACUUACAAUCGAACCUAAUAAGUAACAUAGAAGAUGGUACCUUUCAGAAAAUCGAUAAUUUGAAUAAAUUAGACUUAAGCGGUAACCAAUUGGAAGUUAUUGGACACGUCUUUAGAAACCUGACAAACCUAAAUGAAUUGCACUUGGAUGGAAACCGAAUCAAAACACUUGAACCUGGAUGCUUUGGUGGUUCUGGGAUCUACUGGCUUUAUUUUGCAGGUAACCAACUGACUCAUAUUGUAAAGGGAGUGUUUUAUAAAGUACCAGUAUCCUUAUUGGAUUUCACUAAUAACAAAAUUUCAAAAAUUGAUAAAGGAGCCUUAGCUGGUCUUUCAACGCUAACAUUUGUUCAGUUAUCUAAUAACAAUAUAGGAGAUUUGAAGCUGUCCACUCUUGGCGAUCUCAAUACUGCUUUAAAUGGUCUAUCUUUGAGUGAUAACGGCAUUUCAAAUAUCGAUAUUGGAGUGUUCAAAAAUACUAAAAUCGAUAUGUUGGACUUAAGCAAAAACCAUAUAAAAUCAAUUAAAAAAGGACUGUUCCAGAAUGUUAAAAUGUACACUAUUAAUUUGAGUGAAAAUGAAAUUACUGAAAUAGAGGAAGAUGCUUUUGGUGAUAUCGAGGAUUUAAGUCACAUAGAUGUGAGCUUGAACAAACUUACAGAAGUUAAGAAGAGAAUGUUCAGUCUACCAUUGGAUGAAGUUAAUUUGGAAGAUAAUGUAAUAACUAAAAUCGAUAAUGAUGCCCUCAAUGGUCUUCCGCUGUCACGUCUUCAGAUAAAAAAUAAUCCUAUUGCUGCCAAGAACAAAGCUUAAAAUAUUGUGUAUUUAAUAAUAAUGGAAUAAACAAUAAACAAUAAAAUUUUA
Diabrotica virgifera virgifera (western corn rootworm) is the source of this 1391-nucleotide messenger RNA. Its product is annotated as leucine-rich repeat and death domain-containing protein 1-like. The record is from RefSeq and is a predicted model, not a curated record. The coding region runs from base 18 to 1340 and encodes 440 amino acids. The transcript has a single exon. Gene Ontology annotation, molecular function: protein binding. Gene Ontology annotation, cellular component: extracellular matrix. Lineage: Eukaryota; Metazoa; Arthropoda; Insecta; Coleoptera; Chrysomelidae.